CAACAUGGCGGUCUCACCCGAGCAGCAGAUUUCGAGCUCUUAUUUUGUUAGAGAAAUUGAGAAAAAUGACGGCUCUGUUUUGAAACUAUAUCAGUAUAGUACAGGCGAUGUAGGGUGCGUGGUUUGGGACGCGGCCAUUGUGCUAUCAAAAUAUCUCGAGACAGAGCAGUUUUGUAAUUCCCAGUCAGGGGUCAGUACAUGGUCCUGCAAACACAUGAUUGAGCUUGGCGCUGGAACAGGACUGGUUGGUAUCAUGGCCGCAUCUUUGGGAGCCAACGUCACAGUGACAGAUCUGGAGGAUCUCCAGCCUCUUCUUGAACUAAACAUCCGGGAAAAUCGAGACCUCCUCAGUACAGGCUCAAUUACAGCCAAGGUACUGAAAUGGGGUGGAAAUGUGACUGACUUCUUACCAUAUCCAGAUUAUAUUCUAAUGGCUGACUGCAUCUAUUAUGAACAGUCUGUGGUGCCGCUUGUAGAGACCUUGAAGCUCUUGGCCGGACCUGAGACCUGCGUUAUCUGCUGCUAUGAGCAGCGCACUAUGGGAGUUAAUCCUGAAAUAGAGAAGAGAUUUUUUGAGUUGUUGUUGCAAGAUUUCAAGGCUGAGAAGGUGCCAGCCGAACGACAAGACCCUGAGUUUAAUAGUCCUGACAUUCACAUUCUACGUCUACGGCGCAGACAUAACUGAAUGGUUUUAAACAUUUAUGCAUUUGGUUCAACAUCACUGCUAUGAGUUAUUACUCAAAAAUCUGAAAAGAAUUACACUUGUGUUAAUAUAUUCUAAACUGUCCAAUAUUAACUGACUCCUGUGGAAGACUCGGCUCUCUUGACUUGAGUUUUCUUUGUGAAAGAUGAGCUAGACAGGUUCACCAACUAAUCUAAUCUGCAUGUCUUUGGACUUGAAGGAAACUGGAGAAAACCCAGCAAGCAUGGGGAGAAAAUGUUUUGAGUUCAUUGAUGUGAAAUAAAAUGUAUUAGUGCAUGUUGUAUUACAUAUUACAUAAGACAAGUAUACAUUUAACACCUAAAGUUUAUUAGGAAAAUUAAAUAUUGGGUUGAAAAUUCUAGAAACAAGUCUAAAUCAUUGAGACUGCAUGUUUAGACCUAUAAUGAAAUAUUAAAACCAUCACUGAAAUAGUAAUAUUAAUGUAUAUUAUUGUAAAAGUAUUAAUGUAUUAUAGUUAUAAUUAUGACAGUAUAAUAAUGACACAUUCCUGUCUGUUUUUUUUUUUUUUGAGGAGCAAUAUCGGUAUAAAUCUUAGGUUUAAAUAACUGUGCAUUUUUAGUGCAGCUGCUGUAUACGAUAUAUCAAGGAAAAAUUCACUAGUAAAUUUCAUACUUUCUACAAAGGAUUAAAAUAUCUUAAGUCUGGUUUGAUUCUAAAGAGUUGUAAAUAAAUCCAUUUCAGGCUCUGUGGAUUUAUGCCAUUCUUUGAGUCUCUGUCUUCAGACCCUGUCUCCUGACUCUGUUUAGACAGAUGGUACUUUUUUCCCCCUCAUCACUGUAUCCAAUCCAGUCUUUUUCCUUGAAGUCAUUAAAAUAUUUUCCAUCCCAUUUUGCUCUUGUUACUUUUAACCACUGUAGAAAAUAGCUGUGCUUUUCGGCUGGUGUACUGCUACAAACCUUUAUAUCAUAUAAUCCGUACGGUUAAGUUCUGUAAAUACUUUUAAUAUUUUAUAAUUUUAAUGAUUUUAUAAUUUUACUAUUUUUAUUUGAUUGAUGAUGCAGGUUCAGUGCAAAUCCUUGCAAUACAUUUGAUUAGAUAAUACAUUUAGCUAUAAAGUAUAUAUGGCCUUAGGGAGGUAAUUUAACCUCUCAGUUUUUUUCCUUCAAACAAACUGUAUGUAAUUCUCAUUUCAAACAGCAGGUGCUCUAGUGAAGCACAUCCAGCACGUGGAGAAACCUGAACUUAAGUGUAACAGAUAGACACGAUCAACUUUUAGAACUGACGAUUAAAGAACAUAAAAUAUUUCAUAAUAUCCUACUAAUGUUGAUGUUUUCUGGGAGCAAUUAAUACUUUAUAAUAAAUUUUGAGAAAAAUCAUUGUAAUGGUCUGUAUUUUGUGUGUCUGUCAAAAAUAAUAGAGAAGUCAGCAGGUUAGGUGAGACAAUGCAGUCUGCAGUGUGUUGGUGGCCAGCAACCCCCAGCCUGUGUUAGGGGAAUUCUGCACUGGGGAGAUUAGCACAAAGAUUAGGGCACUUUCACAGGCCUAUAGCAUGAAGCAAGGUCUACGCUCCUCUAGUCAAACAUAAGCCUCUCAUUGCCUUUCACAGAGCCGCUGUUUACACAGCAGCACGGCUAUCGUUGCCACGUGCGUCAUCCUGCCUGUUUCUCACACAACCAGAACUUUUUGGCUAUUCAGAAAUAUUUCCUGGAAGUCUGAAUCAUUUCUUUUUAUGAGGUACCUUUAUACAAUCAAAUAUUCAUUGAACAUGUAUCCAGUAAGUAUUAUCAUAGAGUAAGCAUAAAUGACUUCUUCAGUGGCCUCUGUGAAAACUUUACAUGUUCUCCUCUUGUUUAUAGAUUGCUAAUAUUGAUUUUACAGAAUUACAUGCAAAAAAAAAAAAAAAAAAUCGUUAGGGGGUGGAAAUGUUACAUUUAUCAUUAUUUGGACACAGACAGCAUGGUGGCCUCGCACCUCCAGGGUCCAAGGGUUUUAUUCCCACCUCAGGAGUUUGCAUGUUCUCCCCAUGCUUGCUGGGUUUCCUUCGGUUUCCUCCCACCCUCCAAAGAAAUGCAGAUUAGGUUAGUUGGUGUUCCCCAACUGCAUGUAGUGUGUGUGUGCCCUGCGAUGAAUUGGCAACCCUGUCCAAGGUGUACCCAUCCUCGUGCCCAAAGUUUCCUGAGAAAUGCUCCAGCCACCCGCAACCCUGUACAAGAUAAGCGGUAUAGAAUAUUGAUGUAUAGAUAUAUGUAUAGAUAAAUUAUUUGGACACAAUGUAUGUCAUCUUAUACUAAAGUAUCUGAAGCCCCUUUCACAGUUGUAACAGUCUUUGCUCACACUAACUGCAAUUCACUUUUUCCACACAUUUUAUACAAUAUACCACUAAUCUGAUUAAUGUGAUAAGAACUGACAUGAAACAAGUGAUAAACAGGUCAACUGCUAUUUGAAUCACAAGUAAAAAUGGAGCACUUAAAAACCACAAAUGUUUUCUCCAUAUUGUUUGUUUUAAAGAUUAAAAACCCAAUUCAU
This is a messenger RNA of Clarias gariepinus (North African catfish), 3190 nucleotides long. RefSeq names its product valosin containing protein lysine (K) methyltransferase (gene vcpkmt). Gene Ontology annotation, biological process: peptidyl-lysine methylation. Gene Ontology annotation, molecular function: protein-lysine N-methyltransferase activity. NCBI's taxonomy places the organism in Eukaryota, Metazoa, Chordata, Actinopteri, Siluriformes, Clariidae. Gene Ontology annotation, cellular component: cytosol; cytoplasm. The record is from RefSeq and is a predicted model, not a curated record. The coding region runs from base 5 to 685 and encodes 226 amino acids. The transcript is spliced from 5 exons.